UCUAAAGCUAGUUUGAGACUUUCAAACAUGGAUGCACAGUACACACCACCCACCUCUCGGACGUUAGGGCGCACAACGGAAGUGAGCGGGUUGUCUCAAACAGAUCAGACACGACAUGGCGUGUUUGCUAGCAAGCAGUAGCAACACAGGCUCAACAAUGUUUUCUUUAACACGGCAAACAAAUCAGCGCUUAUGGACAUGCUGCUUUUUUUUGGUGAUUUAUUUAACGUCGCUACCAGUUUCGGCAAAGCGGGACGGCCUCAGAGAAGUGACCGACGGGACCUGGGAGGAAAUCCUUACAGGAGAAUGGAUGAUUGAAUUCUACGCACCCUGGUGUCCAGCUUGCCAACAGCUCCAACCGGCAUGGAAGGAGUUCGCGGACUGGGGAGAGGACAUGGGGGUCAACAUAGCCAAGGUGGACGUCACAGAACAACCCGGUCUGAGUGGGCGAUUCAUCAUCACUUCACUUCCUACUAUUUACCACUGUAAGGACGGCGUUUUCAGGAAGUACCAGGGAGCUCGCACUAAAGACGACUUCCUCAGCUUUGUCGAUGAGCAGAAAUGGAGAGCAGUCGAGCCAAUUUCCUCUUGGUUUGGCCCAUCUUCAUUUCUAAUGAAUUCUAUGUCUGCUUUGUUCAAGCUCUCCAUGUUUAUCCGGCGUUGUCAUAACUACAUGACAGAGCAGCUGGGGAUUCCUGUUUGGGGGUCUUAUGUUAUCUUUGGCUUGGCCACCCUGUUGUCUGGCCUUGCAUUGGGACUGUUACUGGUGUUCAUCGCAGAUUUUGCCUUCCCCUCACGACGCUUCUCUUCUUCAGAUUACUACCAGAAAAAACAGACUAUGGAGCAGGCAAGGUUAAUCCAACGGCAAGAGGACGAACAUGAGGCCGACGGCGAGGACGACGAUGACGAAGAGGAGGAAGACGACGAUCAAGAUGAUGUCUGGAGGAGGAGAGGGAGAGGGUCCCCAGAGGGCCGCCCAGAACCUAGGGGACAGGGUUUCUCUGAUGAUGCGCUGAGGAAGAGGGUGGUGGCCAACCGUGAGGAGGAGGACGACGACAACGAUGAGGAGGAGGACACCUAGAGAGUCCCACGGUUCCUACUCCUUUAGAGAAGAGCGUCACGGAGGCAGCAAAGUCGAAGAAGCUUUGGUCCCGAGCUGCAGUGUUUACAGCUAACCUCCCCUUCUCCUCCUCCUCCUCCUCCUCCAGGGCCCCCCCUUGCUUCUAUUGUUCUCCCUCUUGUUUUUUAACGGGAGCGCUCGAGACUCUCUCUAUCUGAGCUGCAGGCUCCACCUGGAAAAAAAA
Molecule: messenger RNA, 1304 nt
Organism: Etheostoma cragini (Arkansas darter)
Lineage: Eukaryota; Metazoa; Chordata; Actinopteri; Perciformes; Percidae
Gene: tmx1
Product: thioredoxin-related transmembrane protein 1
Exons: 8
Coding region: 116-1081 (321 amino acids)
Source: RefSeq, a predicted model, not a curated record